Molecule: messenger RNA, 1094 nt
Organism: Rubroshorea leprosula
Lineage: Eukaryota; Viridiplantae; Streptophyta; Magnoliopsida; Malvales; Dipterocarpaceae
Source: the annotation of a GenBank genome assembly
GUCGUUACAAGUAGUCCCGAAAAAAAUAACCUAAAAAAAAUAAAUAAAUAAAAAUCAGAGAUCGUCAACGAAUUCCAGGUGAAAAGGUGUUUCGUCGCCAUCCUCAGCUUCUGCAAAAAUUAAUGCGAUUUUCCUGACUUCGAAUUGGGAUUGUUGAACCCUGAAUAUGGUGCUGGUGUUGGCUUUAGGGGAUUUGCACAUACCCCAUAGAGCUCCUGAUCUGCCGGCAAAGUUCAAGUCCAUGCUCGUCCCUGGCAAGAUCCAGCACAUCAUCUGCACUGGGAAUCUUUGUAUCAAAGAAGUUCAAGAUUACUUGAGGACUCUUUGUCCUGACUUGCAUAUUACACGAGGUGAAUAUGAUGAAGAAACAAGAUACCCAGAGACUAAAACACUAACUAUUGGUCAAUUCAAGUUGGGAUUGUGCCAUGGGCAUCAGGUUAUUCCAUGGGGGGACCUAGACUCACUAGCCAUGCUACAAAGGCAGCUGGAUGUAGACAUACUUGUCACAGGUCACACCCAUCAGUUUGCAGCUUACAAACAUGAGGGAGGAGUCGUUAUAAACCCUGGGUCUGCCACAGGCGCCUAUAGCAGCAUCACAUAUGAUGUUAAUCCUAGCUUCGUGCUCAUGGAUAUUGAUGGGCUGCGUGUUGUGGUCUAUGUCUAUGAGCUCAUUGACGGAGAGGUCAAAGUGGACAAGAUUGAUUUCAAGAAGACCACUCACACUGCUCAUUGAGCACAAAUGUAUACCAUUUGGUGUUGCCUUGCCUUUUCUUUUCUUUUCUUUUUUUUUUUUUUUUUUUUUACUGAGUUCGUAAAAUACACAAUCAAUUUGUGGUGCAAGUGAUCCAUUUGUUACUUUGAGUGGGGUUUUUGAUUUAGAGAAUGGUUUAUAGUUUUGUUGUAUGCAUUGACCUGUGUCCUGAUUAGAGGGCCAUUGUUUUGUAUGAACAAAUCUCCCAACCAUAGUCUUAUUUUUCUGUUUUUCCUGUCGUGUUAGCAUAAGAUGAUUCUGAAUAAGCUUGGAACAAACUGAUGGUAGUUUGAUUUCCAAACAAAUCAUGUUAUUUUGAAGGGACUAAAUUGAUACUUACCCC